AUGAUCCUACUACCAAGCACCCGCAGCUGCAACCGUCCACUUGACUGCUCUCCGUGUUUCUUGCAGAGCGAGCUGCCCUUCCUGGAACUGAAGAACAACGUUACACAAACUGCUCGCUACGAUGACAACUCGAGCCAGCACGAUAACUUGAGCACAGUCAGAGAGCAAAUUAAAAAGUAUCUCCACAUCCGAGCUAUCGACGGUGAUGCUCUGGUGGGCCUCCUGGUGGCGUACGUUGUGCUCAUCAUUCUCGGAGCGAUGGGCAACUGUCUGGUGUGCGUCGCCGUCGCCCGAAAACCUCGGAUGCGAACAGCUCGUAACAUGUUUAUCAUCAACCUAGCCAUCUCUGACCUCGUUCUCUGCCUGUUCACAAUGCCCUUUUCUCUCGUGGAAAUUGUGCUCAAAUUCUGGCCACUCGGAGUCGUUACUUGCAAAAUGGUGUCGGGCCUGCAAGCAACCAGUGUCUACGUGUCCACUAUUAGCAUCACGGCGAUUGCAUUGGAUCGCUAUAAAGCCAUCGUGUAUCCCAACAUGAGUAAACUCGUGCCUUCGAACGCCAUCUGCGCAAUUGUGACAAUCUGGGCUACUGCCCUCUUACUUUCACUGCCCCUAUUUUUGUACAGAAGCGUCGACCAUCAUAUGGUGCGUGUUAAGGACCACGGUGUCGUAGUGGUCGACUAUCUGGACUACUGCCUGGAGAAAUGGCCAAUAGCUCACGGCCGAGCUCUCUACUCCGUCUUCUCAAUGGUGUUCCAAUACGUCCUUCCCGUUGUACUCGUAAGCGUUGCUUACCUGCGAAUUUACUUGAAACUCAAGUAUCGCGUGGACAUGAAAAGCAGGCAGUUCUCGACGGACCGUCAUAGGAUGCACAGAACCAACUUGCUUCUCCUAUCUAUCACCCUCAUUUUCUGCAUCUGUUGGCUGCCCCUAAAUAUUUUUAACAUAGUUGGCGAUUUUAGAUCAGAAAUUUUUAAGGAACAUUCCAGCCAGUUGAGAAUCGUGUUCGCGGUCUGCCACAUGGUAGGCAUGAGUUCGGCAUGCUCCAACCCCAUUUUGUAUGGUUGGCUGAACUCAAAUUUUCGAGAAGAAUUCGAAAGAAUAUUAGGAGAAUGUUGCUGCUGCUUCCAGUCAUCGCAGACACCAAGUGGAGGGGACACGAUGUUGGUUCCUAUGAACAUGACAAACGCCUUCUCGCCGACUGGAUCACGAAACAUGACACCUACGCAUUGUACCAGGACCGAUAGACAAAGUAUGGUUGUGGUUAGCGUCAAUAUGUGAAGCAGUUGUGAAUCAUCCCGUUGCUUUUUUCACUGCGGUAUGUUGCUUUCCUUUUUUGUAUUCUACAUAACUCAUUACAAAGGCAUUUACUGUAUAGCUACAAGAUUAGCCAAAUGACCGCGGAUAUAACUGAUGCCUUAGAGGUUUGCCAAUGAAAAGAAAACGGGGAACACCUAUAGUAACAGUGUGGUUAUGCAUGCAUAUCACAGUGCGCUUAGUAACUAUGUAACUGAAUGAAGCUCUCAGGCUACAGAUACACCAAGGGCAGCCUACUCAAGUAAGGUGAUUACGGCAUCAUUGGAACGGCUACGUUGUUGGGAGACCGUUAUUGAUUAUUCUAUGCGGUUCCUUCGAUGUUCCCGACAAGAGAGGUAUUUCCGUUAUGUCAUUUGUGUGUUUGUGAGCUUGUGUAUUCUUAUGACCCUCGGCGCUCCUCUUUUUGUUUUGCACUGAAAGUCACACUUGCGGCAUGAUCGAAAGCACCCGCAGAAUA
Messenger RNA from Ornithodoros turicata, 1771 nucleotides. RefSeq names its product neuropeptide F receptor-like. Gene Ontology annotation, molecular function: neuropeptide Y receptor activity; neuropeptide binding. Gene Ontology annotation, cellular component: plasma membrane; neuron projection. Gene Ontology annotation, biological process: G protein-coupled receptor signaling pathway. The transcript has a single exon. The record is from RefSeq and is a predicted model, not a curated record. Bases 1 to 1278 code for a protein of 425 amino acids. NCBI's taxonomy places the organism in Eukaryota, Metazoa, Arthropoda, Arachnida, Ixodida, Argasidae.